AUGCCGCAUGAUUACGGACUCGGUGGUGUUGGCUUCCAGCCAAAGCAUAUCGACCGGAAGGCUAUCCACACCAGUCUAGAAGAGAGAAUCAAGUAUCUCCAUGACUUUCUCGAAUUUGGUUCAGCCGAUAUUGAAGCCCUCGCCAGCGGUGCAAAGUAUAUUAAGCAACUCAUUCCCGCUGUCGUGAACCUUGUCUACAAAAAGCUUCUUCAAUACGAUAUCACAUCUCGUGCCUUUCACACUCGGACGACGGCAAACGAGGAUGAGUUGGAGGAAGAUUAUCUACAGGAAGAGACCCCUCAAAUCCAGCGACGCAAGAUGUUCCUUCGCUGGUACCUUAUUCGAUUGUGUCAAGACCCCACAAGUAUGGAGUUUUGGAGAUAUCUAAACAAAGUUGGAAUGAUGCACAGUGGCCAGGAGCGCAUGCACACCCUUAACAUCGAAUACGUCCACAUCAGCGUGUGUAUGGGAUACAUCCAAGAUAUUUUCCUCGAGGCUUUGAUGUCCCAUCCGCACCUCUCGCUCCGCCGCAAGAUCGCUCUUGUGCGUGCGGUGAACAAGAUCCUUUGGAUCCAAAAUGAUCUAUUCGCCAAGUGGCGUGUCCGUGACGGCGAAGAAUACGCCGACGAAAUGUCGGUCUACAGUUUCGGAUCUCGUGAAGGGUACCUCGGAGAUAAGAAGAUCCUUGGCUCCAGUUCAGGCAGUUCAGAGGAGGACGACAGGUCGAGCAUUGCUAGUGGCACGACAACGGCCCAAAGCAUAGCUCCGUCAACGGCUCCGUCAACACAUACCGCUGAUAGUGGGCUGACUGCGCAAAGUGGUUCAACUAAAGCAUCGGCAUGUCCGUUUGCUGAAUUUUCUAAGGCACAAUCUAUGGAAACUAAAAUUUGGGCGGGGAGGAGUUAA
Molecule: messenger RNA, 906 nt
Organism: Penicillium waksmanii
Lineage: Eukaryota; Fungi; Ascomycota; Eurotiomycetes; Eurotiales; Aspergillaceae
Product: protoglobin family protein
Exons: 3
Coding region: 1-906 (301 amino acids)
Molecular function (GO): heme binding; oxygen binding
Source: RefSeq, a predicted model, not a curated record